GGUCCUUCAUCGGUGAAGAGUCCAUAAAUCUGCACAUCUUAGAAUAGGGGAAAUCCCAUAUCGAUGGAUGGCCCAAAGUACGCCUCAAAUUAGAGGGUAUGCACCAGCCGUAAUGGCAAACGUACCAUCCAAAUUGCAAUCGGCAUACCAGUGCCGGCAGACUGCAGAAAGAAAGAGAAAAGGCAACCCUUUCUUUUGGGAUGCCACCGCCUCUUUCUGGCCCCCCCCUCCGCUGUCGUUGUCGUUGGCCACGUUCUUUGUCGCGUGUUUUUGGCUGUGAAAGUUUUAUUUCUUUCUGACGCGCGGUGCCAGUCGCCAGAAACAAAAGACUGACCCGGUUCCCCUCUGCAGAUACCUCCACCAGAAGGAUGGACGAAGGACUUGGCCUAAAGGCUAUGCGAAUUGCAGCUGGAAAGGGGGCCGUGGAAUCGCUGGAUGUUGGCCAAGUGUUUGACUUCCGCCAUUUGAUGGCUGUUGUUUGGCCUCUAAAUGAAUUUUCCAUCAUCACAAAUUUCAAGGAACCCGACGACUUUUCCGUCUCUGUGAAAAUCUUUUAUACUCCCAUAACUUGGGAAUUGAAAGCGUAUUUUUUUAUAGAACAUUUCUCUCUCUCUCUCGGCCUCUGGUUGGAUCUAAAUUUCCCACUGAAGGAUGUCAACGCGUCAUCUGUGGUUCGGGGCCCGCCUUUGCGGGCAUUCCACGGCCAACUGGCUGCGUCCGAGACCGCAACAGGUGAUUGUGGCGGCCAUGAGCUCCUCGAAGGGAUGGAGACCUGCUGCCGAUAUCAAGCACAGCCUGCCACGGAUUGCGGCAAGUAAAACUAAGCGAAGAUCGACGAGAACUGCGGCCACGGCGAGUGAAGAUCCGGCCAAAGAUCAGCCGCCGCCUGGAAGGAAGAUCCGCAAGAAGAUUCAUUGGACGACGCUGGGGCCGCCCACGAAACACCUCGCGAGUUUGCCGAGCUCUGGGUUUCUGGCGCCACUUCCCAGCCAUUUUGGUGGACUGAUUGCAUAUUUCUCGAACCAUUCGGGAGGAGAUGGAGACGUUCCUCCUCCUUCUGAUGCUCCACCGACGCGACCAAGAAGAGGGUCCAUUGCAAGGGGAUUUCCAGUGACUCCGGGCAUACGAGCGGAGGCUAGGCCGCCGAAGGCUCCACGAUUUCCCCCCUCUGGACUGCCGUCUGUGCCAUCGAUUGAGCCGGAAGCACCUCGAGAGGCGCCUGCCACCGAGUUAUCAGAGGAGUCACCGUCUAACCCUGAGGGGACUCAUCCUGAAGCACCAGCAGAACAGUUUACAGCAGAUCCGGAGGCAGGAGAUGCCCCUCAGCCUUCCGAAGCCCCAUCCAGCCCAUCCGGAGAUCCUCCUACUCCUGAAACUGCCGCAAAGCCAUCUGCAGACCCGCCUACAUUGAACCUCUACGGGCUGGAAAUGGAUAUAUAUCCAGACUUAAGACCUGCCUCGGAGGAGUCGCCGAAAGUCGACUCUCCAGGAGGGGAAUCCCCGAGAAAAGGAGCUCCAGAUACUCCAAAGGCCAAAGAAAACCCAAGACCGCCGCUUUGUUCGGGAGUCACGCCCCCAAAAGGAACACGAACGUACUGUUCACCGCCAAAAAAACCAAAGGGUCCUUUUUCUGCACCCGAACCAACCCCAAAAGGUCCUUUGUUCCCGCCCAAGAGAGCUAAAGCUGCGCCAACGGAAAAGUCUGCUUCGAAGGGGAAGGGCGCAUGCACUCCUGCACCUGCUGCCCCGAAAAAGGAGGCCAAGGCGGCAGGACCUCCGCAAACGUGCUCCAAGCCACCAGCCCCAGGAGGUCCUGGAAAGCCACCAGCCGCAGGAAGUCCUGGAAAGCCACCAGCCCCAGGAAGUCCUGGAAAGCCACCAGCUGCUGGAGGUCCUGCAAAGCCACCAGCCGCAGGAGGUCCUGCAAAGCCACCAGCCCCAGGAAGUCCCACAAAGCCACCAGCCUCUGGAGGUCCUGGAAAACCACCAGCCGCCGGAGGUCCUGGCAAACCGCCAGCCCCAGGAAGUCCUGGAAAGCCACCAGCUGCUGGAGGUCCUGGCAAACCACCAGCCCCAGGAAGUCCUGCAAAGCCACCAGCCGCCGGAGGUCCUGGCAAACCACCAGCCGCAGGAAGUCCUGCAAAGCCACCAGCCCCAGGAGGUCCUGGCAAACCACCAGCCACCGGAGGUCCUGCAAAGCCACCAGCCACCGGAGGUCCUGGAAAACCACCAGCCACCGGAAGUCCUGGAAAGCCACCAGCCGCCGGAGGAUCAGGGAAGAACGAAGGCGCCGGCGCCGGCGGCACAAAGACACCGCCUCCCCCAACGGGAAAGGGCUCGAAGGGGCCACGCCUCAUCACGCUGAUGCCUGGCGAUGGCAUUGGCCCGGAGAUCUCUAUGGCCGUCCUCGAAGUGCUCGAUGCGAUGAAGGCGCCGCUGAUCUUCGAGCCCGUGGACGUGACGCCGGUGAUGAAUAGCAGCGGCCAGACGACGAUACCCGACGCGGUGAUUGAGAGCAUGAACCGCACGAAGGUGGGGCUCAAGGGACCCCUGAUGACGCCCGUGGGGACGGGCUUCCGCUCCCUGAACCUGACCCUGCGGCAGCUGUUCAAUCUGUACGCGAACAUCCGGCCGUGCAAGUCGCUGCCGGGUGUGGAGACGGUGUACGGCGACGUGGAUGUGGUGACCAUUCGGGAGAACACCGAGGGCGAGUACUCCGGCCUGGAGCACACCCUCGUCAACGGGGUGGUGCAGAGCAUCAAGCUGAUCACGCGGAGCGCCUCCAUGCGGGUCGCCGAGUACUGCUUCAAGUAUGCAAUCGAGAUGAAGCGGAAGCAGAUCACGGCCGUGCACGAAAUCAACAGCAUGCGGAUGUCGGACGGACUGUUCAUCCGCUGCAUGCGGGAAACGGCCAAGAAGUACGAGAAGGAAAUGACAGCAGCGGGCGUCAAGUACGAGGAGGUGACCCUCAAGACGGUCUGCCUGAAGAUUGUCGAGGACCCCAAGCGGUUCGAUGUCCUCAUCCUGCCGAAUCUCUACGGCGACAUCAUCUCCGACACCUGUGCGGGCCUCAUCGGGGGCCUGGGUCUGACGCCGUCCGGCAAUAUUGGCACCUCUGGGGCAAUCUUUGAGUCUGUCCACGGCACGGCACCGGACAUUGCCGGCAAGGAUCUGGCCAAUCCCACGGCCCUUCUGCUGUCGACGGUGAUGCUGCUGCACUACGUGAAUCUGCCCACGUAUGCGGACGCCAUCGAGAAGGCAAUCGUGAAGACCGUCAAGGACGACAACGUGCGGACCAUCGAUCUGGGGGGCAAGGCCAAGUGCUCGGAGUACACCCAAGCGUUGAUUAAGAAUCUCAAGUGAUCCUGCAGAUCAUUCCAGGCUUUAAGAAAUUUUAAUUAAAAUUAUUGAAUGAAAGGCA
Messenger RNA from Drosophila miranda, 3421 nucleotides. RefSeq names its product nascent polypeptide-associated complex subunit alpha, muscle-specific form. Gene Ontology annotation, molecular function: NAD binding; magnesium ion binding; isocitrate dehydrogenase (NAD+) activity. Gene Ontology annotation, cellular component: mitochondrion. The coding region runs from base 652 to 3363 and encodes 903 amino acids. Lineage: Eukaryota; Metazoa; Arthropoda; Insecta; Diptera; Drosophilidae. Gene Ontology annotation, biological process: tricarboxylic acid cycle; isocitrate metabolic process. The record is from RefSeq and is a predicted model, not a curated record. The transcript has a single exon.